AUGAGUACCGAAAACCAAGCCACAAACUCGGAGAGUCGGGAAACUUCGGUUGUUGAUAAGACAAACACGUCAACGGCCCCUUCUCUGGCACAAGCCGCAAACUCGCCUUCGCCCAGCUCUUUCAUAAAUAAGAGGGAGAUCUCUUAUCCGUCACGUGUCUGUGAAAUUGUUGAGAGCACCCCAGAUCUUUGUCUUUCCAUUGUGGAUGCUGCCAGGUCUCCGGAAACUCAUGGUCAAUUGCAAUCUUUCAUUGUGUACUCAAUCAGACUGGGUCCUCUCAUUGUCAAGCGUCGUUAUAGCGAGUUUGAAAGCUUGAGAUUGUGCCUAGUUAAGAGUUACCCCACCCUUAUAGUUCCUCCAAUUCCAGAGAAACAAUCCAUAAAGUCCAAUAUCACUCAGACUACAAGCAACUCUUUGGGUAUAAGUCACAAUGCUGUAUCGAAUAGUGCUUCAGCGGUGGUUAAUCGUACCAACGGUGGUCCCUCAGGAGGCUCUGCUAUCGGUAUUCUGCCAGGAAGUACAACCAAUGGUGGCAAUGCUACAUUGAUAUCUGCUAACUCACCAGAUUCUGCCACUUCAAGGCUCAUCGAAUACAGGAAACGUAUGUUGGCAGUAUUUUUAAAUAGAUGCCUUGCAAACGACACAUUUCGAAAUUGCAGGUUCUUCCUCAACUUCUUGGACCCAGAAACCAACUUCCACGAUUUUCUUGCUCUGAAUGAAAACAGUAUUCUCUAUAGGACGUCUCUAUACAGGCUAUCACCUUUCGAACCGCUUGCAAACUUGUCCAAUCAACUAUAUCUUACCCUCCCGAUCCCUUCGUCUGCAGAUGCCGGCCAAUUUCCUGAAUUAGCCGAAGAGGCUCAAUUUCAGGAAUUACUCAGUUUUGAAACCAAGUUCCGCAAAUACGAGAUAGUAUUGGAUAAGAUUAGCAAGUGUAACAAGCGAUUACUUAGGCAUUUUGAAGAGAUAGCGCCGGAUUUGACAGAUCUAGGAUCGCAAUACAACAAGCUAUCAAUUCUGCAGGAUUCUACCUUCAUUGAAGAUAUGGGAAAAUCCCACGAGAGAAAUCUAAUCUUUCUUGGAGGAUUGGUAGACUCGAUUAAUUUGAGGUUCUUGGACAGAUUGAUAGAAUUGAAACAUUUCUCCAGAACUGUGAAAGAACUUACUGGGUACAAUCGAAAGAAGGUGAUUCAAUGCAAAUUGGUAGAAGAACAGCUUGAAAUUACGCAGCACAAAUAUAAAGCAUGUGUAAGUCAAGAGUCAGAGAUUCAAAAGAUUGAUCGAAGAACCAACGCCACAUUAGGAAAAAAGAUGGAUGGUAGUUGCAAUCCCAUGAGUGCACCAAUUACUGAUGCCGAAUUGCAAACUGCAUUGUAUGCAAAAUCUAAAAAGCCAUUUUAUGGAAGGAUUCCAGGAAUGACAAAGCUCAAUAGCGUGAUCCAGAAAUAUACAGACAACAAUCCAGAUCAAACACGGAGGAAUAAGGUUUACAAUUUAAAGAUGAGGCUCUAUCAGCAGGAAAGACAGCAUGAGAUAUUGACUGGUGAAAUAGGAAAAAUCAACAGAGAAGUUAUGAAGCAAUUGGUUGAAUUUCAUGAGUGGUUCAAAAGAGAGUUAUGCAAGGUUGUUGUGGGGUACAACGAGAAUCUGGAAGAGUGUUUAAAAGGAGGAGAUGUGAUAUUCGAAGAGCUCAACGAACGAGAUGGGUGA
Brettanomyces nanus is the source of this 1710-nucleotide messenger RNA. RefSeq lists its product as uncharacterized. The coding region runs from base 1 to 1710 and encodes 569 amino acids. Gene Ontology annotation, molecular function: phosphatidylinositol binding. Gene Ontology annotation, biological process: retrograde transport, endosome to Golgi. The transcript has a single exon. The record is from RefSeq and is a predicted model, not a curated record. NCBI's taxonomy places the organism in Eukaryota, Fungi, Ascomycota, Pichiomycetes, Pichiales, Pichiaceae.